Molecule: messenger RNA, 3063 nt
Organism: Neospora caninum
Lineage: Eukaryota; Apicomplexa; Conoidasida; Eucoccidiorida; Sarcocystidae
Product: putative subtilisin-like protease
Exons: 6
Coding region: 1-3063 (1020 amino acids)
Biological process (GO): proteolysis
Molecular function (GO): serine-type endopeptidase activity; calcium ion binding
Source: RefSeq, a predicted model, not a curated record
AUGGACGAAAGAAUGGCUGUGCCGAGGGUAGACGAGGAAUCAACGAAUCCCUCCAUCGAUUUUGAGCGGGGUCUCCCGCUCGCCGGUCCACCCUUUGAAGCGCAACUGUCGACUACCGCUGGAGAAAAGAACAUUGGAGUAUCGAAGCAAACGGAGGGAGAAACGAGUGCCGAAAACGAUAAGGAACUCUCGACGGAAAUUCUCGAAGGCGCAGCGAACCUACGAGGUUGGCGAGAUCGGUCCACUCCCGGUCUUCUUCCUUCGCCGUCGUCGGCUACCUCGGAUUCCGCCCUCGUGUCCUCACUGCCUCCCUCCCUCGCUUCUGCGUUGGUGUCUGGUCUCUCGGAGCACCUCGCCUCCUUUCCGCUGUUCAAUCCUUCCCUUUUACCCGAGUCGCGCCGAGCGCCCCCCGGCGAGGAGCACAACCUUCUGUGCUUGAUGGGUCCAGGCGGCAACUGUUCCAAGACGCCGACACCUACCGAGUUGCUGGGUCUUUUGAACGAAGGCACAGAGUGGAUCUUGACGCCUACCGCCACCAUCCUACAAAGCAUCGGGCGAACCGUGGACAAGAUGAUCAGUGGCUUCGUUCUGCGCACGGCGCGGGUGUUGCCGAACUACCGCAGGAACGUGAUUAUUUCCUACCGCGACUUCAGGCCGUUCAUGCUGCUCGAGAUGCUUGCGCAGCGCAACCGCUUUCUCCACCACCUCUCUUCCUUGUUUUCCUCGCUGCAGCCCAUCCGGUCCAUUUACCUCCGUAACCUCGGCAUGGAGAUCUUUGAACUGCCCGACGUGCUCGGCAUCGGCGAAUUCAUGAAGGCUGCGCUCGGCCUCAGACAGUACGUCGACCAGGUAUUUGAGGACCAAGAACUCACCGACUUUGACGAAGAAACGCAGUCGGCCAGCGCAGAAGGAAGCGCGGAAACCGCCCCGGUGCCCGUGGCCGACGAAAGAGCCGGGGACGAAACCGGAGGCGGAGUUGACGGCAGAGGCGAGUUGGCGAGCACCCUCGAACCAGAUCUCGAUCGCGAGAAGACGGCAAUCCUGUGCGAGGGAAACCGUCCUAACUCCCCGUCCAGGGGCCCUGGCGCUGGACGGAACGCCUCGGACGCGGGGUGCGCAGAAAACGCGGACGCGAACCCCAGCGACGACGCCCCGCCUCAUCGACGCAGGCUGCAAGUCAUGCCAAACGAUCCCUUCACGUGGAAACAAUGGCCGUUCAGCGACAGCGGACCCUCGCGAUGGGGUACGGAAGCCCCCAGCGCCUGGGAAAUCUGGACAGGGGCGAACAUGCAAAAACGACUGACCGUCGCCGUGAUCGACAGUGGAGUCGACUACCGCCAUCCGGACUUGAAGAACAUGAUAUGGCAUAACGAAGACGAGAUAUGCAACAACGGGAUCGAUGAUGACAGAAACGGACUUGUGGACGACUGCCUCGGCUGGGACUUUAUCCACGGCGACAACGACCCAGACGACGACAACGGGCACGGGACCGCCUCCGCGGGGAUCAUCGCAGCGGAGCCGAACAACCACAUCGGCAUGGCCGGCAUCUGCUGGGGGUGCGAAAUCAUGAUUUUGAAGGCGUUGAACAAAGACAUCAAAGGCACCGUCAGCAGCUUCGCUCGUGCCAUCGAUUACGCCUUGGGCAAGGGCGUCAAAAUCUCCAACAACAGCUACGGCGGCCGAGGCAGUGGUUUCCACGGACUCGAACAAGCCGUCGAACGCGCUCGCGCGGCCGGAAUGGUCUUUGUGGCGGCGGCGGGGAACUACAACGGAAACAACGACAACGACAAGGAUCCAGUGUUUCCGGCCUCCUACCUGCUGGACAACAUCAUUUCUGUCGCAGCCAUUACACGGUCCGGCAGUCUCGCGAAUUUUUCCAGCUACGGAAAGACGCAGGUGGACAUUGCGGCGCCUGGGGCGCAAAUCAUGUCGACGUCCUUGAGCGGAACGUACCGCAGUGUCGAGGGCACGAGUUUCGCGGUCCCCUUUGUCUCCGGCGCAGUCGCGUUGGUUUGGUCGCGGUUCCCCUAUCUCCCGUAUCGAGAAGUGAUCGACCGCAUCCUGAGAAAUGCAAAGUACAAUCCUCAACUCCAGGGCUACAUUGCGACUUCGGGCGUUCUGGACAUCCGGAAGGCGCUGACGAACGGCGCAGCGUCGCUCCCGCCCUUUGACGCCUCCAGCUCCCCCGCCCUGUUGGACCCGAACACCGCGCUGUCGCGCUGUGCCGACUUGCGCUGCCAUCCGCUGGCGACGUGCGUCGUGACUUCGACCUUGCAGAAGUCUUGUCAGUGCCCGCAAGGCUACCACGGAAACGGAUACGAGUGUCGAGACAUCGACGAGUGCGCCUUCAAUCCCUGUGGUCCCGCCUCCGUGUGCAGAAACCUCCCUGGGUCGUUUGAAUGCAAGUGCAGAGAAGGAUUUCGACAAGUCGCUGACACGUGCGUCGACAUCGACGAGUGCCGGGAGUCUUGGGGAGGACGGAGUCCUGGACAGGCGUGUCCACUCCAGGCGGUUUGCCAGAAUUUCAGUGGAUCUUUCGACUGUGUGUGUCCUCACGGCUCCGCGUGGAAUGCACAGUCUGGGUACAACGCCCAGUGUUUGACCCUCAACACUCCUCCGACCGGUCCGUGCGUGAACAACGGCGGCUGCGGAAUGAAUGCACUGUGCCAGGCUUCAGGCGCUGUCCUUUACUACCAGCGAACGUGUGUUUGUCUGAAUGGGUACGAGAAGCUGAACGCGUCGCUCCAAGCAGGAUUCCUCGGAGACGGUCGGGAGGUGUGCAUCCGCGAGGGCAUCAUCGAAUCGGAGAUCAGGCGCUAUAUCGCCAUUAUGCAGUCUUUCGCCACUCGGGAGACCACAAACAAAUCGGUUGAAGCUGUUCCGACAUCUGAGACCCAAAAUACUGGGGACGCGAGCAAAGGCGGGGGUGCCGGAGAUCUCUUGACUGGAGCCUGGCUUUGGCCCAGAAGUUCACCUCCGCCUCCCGCUUCAAAUGGUGUUGCUCCAUGCUUCUUUGGAUUUUGUCUCCUAGGGGGCUUCCCCGAUGCCAACAACGGCCCGUGA